This is a messenger RNA of Onychostoma macrolepis, 7107 nucleotides long. It is a transcript of the gene atrnl1a, whose product is annotated as attractin-like 1a. Gene Ontology annotation, molecular function: protein binding. Lineage: Eukaryota; Metazoa; Chordata; Actinopteri; Cypriniformes; Cyprinidae. The transcript is spliced from 30 exons. Bases 436 to 4671 code for a protein of 1411 amino acids. Gene Ontology annotation, cellular component: Golgi apparatus. The record is from RefSeq and is a predicted model, not a curated record.
GAGCUCAGCAGGAGCAGCAGCGGGGAACUGCACAUUGUUUUGGAUGAGAGUUGCGCUGUCAUUCUCCUCCGAGUGCAUCUCUGAGAGAAACAAAGGCGAAACGGCUUAUUGUUUGAGAAGCCAUGCUGAAAUCAUGCUGUUAUUUUUGCGACUAUGGAGGCACAGUUUAACAUAACUGCACAUCUGUAUCUCAGAUGUCGCUAUUUUUGGAAUGACACGGUUUUGGACGACAAGGCUUUCUUUGGAAUAACGCGCUAAAGUAAAUGCUUUACCUCGAGAACUGACUGGAGAAAGUUACGUUACAUACUGGAUAUAAUAAAUUCAUGCAUUGUGACAAUGACAACAAAACUAGGCUAGAAAUUGUAACAAAACUGCGAGGAGUGUAGAAUUCACAGUUUAAAAGCUAAAGUCUAAUGAAGACUGUAACCUCACCUUAUGCUUAGAUCAGAGGAGAACAGGAGGAUGGAUUUUGGCAGAAGAACGUCUCCACGCUUCUCCACGAGGUGUUUCCCGUGUAGGACUCAGGAGCUCAGGACGUACCUGUUCACGUUUACGGUGUUUUACCUGUUAGUGUGCAGUGAAGGAUCCUAUUCUAAAACCUGUGACAAAAACUGCAUCUUUGGAAGAUGUAUCAAUGGAACUUGCGUCUGUGAACGGGGAUGGGCUGGGGAUCAGUGUCAACACUGCCAAGGGAGAUUCAAGUUGACAGAGUCAUCAGGAUCACUCACUGAUGGACCAGUUAACUACAAGUACAAGACUAAAUGCACUUGGCUGAUUGAAGGAUACCCAAAUGCUGUGCUCAGGUUGAGGUUUAACCAUUUUGCCACAGAGUGCAGUUGGGAUCACAUGUAUGUCUUUGAUGGAGACUCGAUUUACGCACCUUUGGUAGCUGUGUUUAGUGGCCUGGUUGUCCCAGAGACUAAAGGAAAUGAAACCAUUCCUGAGGUGGUGACCACAUCUGGAUACGCAUUGUUACACUUCUUCAGUGAUGCUGCCUACAAUCUUACAGGAUUCAACAUCUUUUAUUCGAUAAACUCCUGUCCUAAUAACUGUUCAGGUCAUGGAAGGUGUACAACGGGUAACUCCAUCUCCAGCAGUGUUUACUGCGAGUGUGAGCGAUACUGGAAAGGUGAGGCCUGUGACAUUCCCUACUGUUGGGAUGACUGUGGCAGUCCUGACCGGGGAUACUGCGACCUCACCGGAGAAAAGCUCUGUGUCUGCAAUGAUAGCUGGCAAGGUCCAGAUUGCUCUUUAAAAGUUCCUUCGGCUGAGCCGUACUGGUUUCUGCCUAAUGUGAAGCCUGAUGGACAGUCACUAGACCGGGUUUCCCAUAAAGCAGUGGUUCAUGGGAAGCUGAUGUGGGUGAUUGGAGGGUUCACCUUUAACUACAGCUCCUUUCAGAUGGUAAUAAACUAUAAUCUAGAAAGCAGCACAUGGGAUGUAAUACCAAUCAACGGUGGCCCUCUGCAGCGCUAUGGACACUCUCUGGCUCUUCACAAGGAUGAUAUCUACAUGUUUGGUGGGAAGCUGGAGGCAGGCUCCGGGAACGUAACAGAUGAACUGUGGCUGUUUGAUACACGUACCCGGUCUUGGUCCCCCAAAACACCCAGCCCUGGGCUGCAAGUCCAACCCUUUGCUGUGGAGGGACAUACUGCUCACAUAGUGGACAACAGGAAUGGAGAACCCAUCAUGGUGGUGCUUUUUGGCUAUUCACCCAUUUACAGCUACCUCAGCCUUGUCCAGGAGUACAACAUUCGUACUAACUCCUGGUCGGUGGCAGAGAUGAAUGGGGCGCUGGUGCAAGGAGGAUAUGGCCACAGCAGCGUUUAUGACAGCUCUUCACAUUCCAUAUAUGUCCACGGAGGAUACAAAGCCCUCCCUGCCAACAAAUACGGCCUAGUGGAUCAUUUGUACCGCUAUCAGGUCCACACACACACCUGGUUUAUUCUGAAGGAAAGCGGUCUGGCAAGAUACCUCCACACCGCUGUGCUGAUCAGUGGAGUUCUGCUGGUGUUCGGGGGAAACACUCAUAAUGACACCUCACUCAGUAACGGGGCCAAAUGCUUCUCCUCCGACUUCCUGUCCUAUGACAUCGCAUGUGAUGAGUGGACAGUUCUUCCAAAUCCCAAUCUUCAUCAUGACGUCAAUCGUUUUGGACACACAGCAGUUGUCAGUAAUGGCUCAAUGUACGUUUUUGGUGGUUUCUCUGGUGUUAUCCUGAACGAUGUACUGGUGUAUAAACCUGCCAGCUGUGAGGUCUUCCUCGAGGUGGAGCUUUGUCAGAGCUCUGGUCCUGGUGUUCGCUGUGUCUGGAUAGAAGAACGCUGUGUACCCUGGGACUCCGGCCAUGCUAAUGACACUUUGCCUGCCUCCUUCUGCCCUGCACGCACCAAUUCAGAUGAUAAGCAGUGUCAGCAGUUUUCAGACUGUGCUUCCUGUACGGCCAACACCAAUGACUGCCAAUGGUGUGAAGACAAGAAAUGCAUCUCUUCUUCAAGCAACUGCACCGUGCUUACAAUUGAGCUUACCCGCCACCCUCGAGGUCCCCUGUACCUCAACCCUCCCCCUGCAAUGCUUUCUGAGCACCAGCUCUCUAUUUGGAGACCCGGUGUGCGCAAAAAUGGCCAGUCUGUGAAGAACUUUACCAAAUGCAGUGUUCGAAGUGAGCAGGUUUGCAGCAAACUGGUGAAUUGCAGGAGUUGCUCACUGAACAUCAACUGUCAGUGGGAACCACAACAGCAGGAGUGUCAUGCUCUGCCUGCACAUUUGUGCGGAGAGGGUUGGAGUCAGGUUGGAGAUGCAUGUCUGAGGCUGAAUGCAAGCAAGGAGAGUUAUGAUAAUGCCCAGCACUACUGUAAGAACCUGGAUGGCAACAUUGCAUCUCUGACCUCAGCCAGGCAGGUGGACUUCAUACUGGAUGAGCUGCAGAAGUAUCAGCUGCAGGAGAAGAAACUAACUCCCUGGGUGGGUCUAAGGAAGAUAAAUGUUUCAUACUGGGGGUGGGAGGACAUGUCUCCCUUUACUGCCAGCACGCUGCAGUGGUUACCAGGGGAGCCAAGUGACUCAGGCUUUUGUGCAUACCUGGAAAGAGCUGAGGUAGCCGGACUCAAAGCCAAACCUUGCACUGCCAACACCGAGGGGCUGAUCUGUGAGAAGCCAGUUGUGAGCCCAAACCUUAGCGUGCGUCCAUGUAAGAUUCCCUGCGCCCUGCGAACCAGCUGUGCCAACUGCACCAGCCAGGCCAUGGAGUGCAUGUGGUGCGGCAGUACCAAGCGCUGUGUGGAUUCCAAUGCGUACGUCAUCUCCUUCCCCUACGGCCAGUGCCUGGAGUGGCAAACUGGAGACUGUGGCGCUCAGAACUGCACAGGUCAUCGUACAUGUGGUCAGUGCCUGGAACAUCCUGACUGUGGUUGGUGCGGAGACCCUACAGACACAGGUCAGGGCCAGUGCAUUGAGGGAUCAUACCGUGGACCAAUGAGGAGCCUGAGCAGACAGAGCCGAGAGAGGGUAUUGGACACCAGUGUCUGUUCAAGAGAAAAGGGCUAUAACUGGGCCUACAUAACCUGCCCAGCAUGUCAGUGUAACGGCCACAGUACGUGUAUAAAUGGCAGUGUGUGUGAGCAGUGCAAGAAUCUCACAACUGGGCCGCAGUGCCAGAUCUGUCUACCUGGUUACUAUGGAGACCCAACCAAUGGAGGGAAAUGCCAAGCCUGCAGAUGUAACAACCACGCCAACGUGUGCCACUCCAGCUCAGGGAAGUGCUACUGUACCACUAAAGGGGUCAAAGGGGACCAAUGCCAGCUAUGUGAUUCCGAAAAUCGCUACCUUGGCAACCCACUUAGAGGAACAUGUUACUAUAAUCUUCUGAUAGAUUACCAGUUUACUUUUAGUCUGCUUCAAGAGGACGAUCAGCACUACACGGCCAUUAACUUCAUGGCGACUCCAGAAGAGACCAAUAAGAACCUCGAUAUGUCAAUUAAUGCAUCCAACAAUUUCAACCUCAACAUAACAUGGUCUAUCGGCUCAACAGCGGGUACGAUCUCCGGGGAGGAAUUCCCCAUAGUGUCCAAGACUAACAUGAAAGAGUACAGAGACAGCUUCUCCUGUGAGACAUUCUCCUUCCUUGCAAAUCCCAACAUCACUUUCCAUGUAUAUGUCAGCAACUUUUCAUGGCCAAUCAAAAUACAGAUAUCCUUCUCUCAACACAGCAGCAUCAUGGACCUGGUGCAGUUCUUUGUCACAUUUUUCAGCUGUUUCCUGUCCCUGCUGCUGGUUGCUGCUGUGGUUUGGAAAGUCAAACAGACGUGCUGGGCAUCACGCAGGAGAGAGCAACUAAUGCGAGAGCGCCAGCAGAUGGCCAGCCGUCCGUUUGCAUCUGUUACAGUGGCACUUGAGGCUCCAGAGGAAGAGGAGGAGCUUCUGCAGGGCCAGGUGGAGGCUGGUCCCAUAGCGGUGGAGCCAUGUUCUGGCAAUUGUGCUGCUGUGCAAACAUUGCUGAUGAGUCUUCCACGGGCAUCUUCUGGAGUGUCUCCCCCUGGCCAGUGUGGCAUUACCAUAGCCAGUGCUCUUAUUGAUACGUCUCAGCAGAGGGCCGGCGACUUCAAAGACAAGGGCUUGAGUCUAAAGAGCCGUAAACAGCAGCACACGUUGCACCAGGGAACCUGCGUCUGAACCAGCCGACUGACCUCACUGGACACACUGAUUCUCAGCUUUUUUCUCCUUCUCUCUCGUUCUCUACCACUACAAGGAGAUGGUGUUGAUGAGCGGGGAGCUCUUGAAGUGUAAAUGACAAAGGAGGGUCGAGACAUUACUGGUCCGUGUGUGGCUCCUCCUGAAUUGCACGCUCCAUAGUGGAGCUCGUAUUCCCUCAGUAUUGCUUGAACCUCUGUGGAGGACAUCUGCAUUUUGAUUGCACCCACUGGGUUUCUGUUUUCAACAGCUGUUUCUCUAAAAGGGAGGGAGUGUGUAGAUGAAACUCACUCGGACCCAAAAUAGGAACAAGUUUCAGGCCAGAAUUAAUCAUCUGAUCACGCAUGUAGAGGCAUUCAGAAUAAACCUGCCUCUACUUUCAGGGUUUUGUCUUGUUAUUUAGUGAAGUGUCUGUUGAUGACUCUUUAAUAGACUAAUUAUUGUUAGCCGAGGACUGUAUUUGGUGCAUACUGUAUGGUGUUUUGUAAUGGUCUUGAUCUGUGGAAAGUUUAAUUUUAGAGAUUAGAUUGGACUUGUUUUGCAAAACUGACAUUUGUGUCUCCUAGUGGCCAUACACAAACUCAUGCACUUGACCACAUGAAAUUAAAACUGGAGUUUUGUGGCUUUUAGUCCGUAUUGUCUGUGUGUUACACUAAAAAGAUUUUGGUGUAGGAUUAAAUUUCACACAUAAUUACAAAGAGCAACAAGUAACAUUGAAUUAAACGUGAUUUUUUUUUUUUUAAUUAGAAAGACUGUAAAUAUAUAGUCCAAUGAUCUUUAUUUAAUUUAUAACUUCAGUAAGAUUUGUGUGUGUUUUAAUCAGCAAGGAUGCAUUAAAUUAGUAAAAAUAAAAAAUAAAAUUAAUUCCACCGUAUUUCAAAUGCAUUCUUAUGUUUUAAACUUUCUAUUCAUCUAUUAAAAAAAAGUUAUUAAUAUUAAAAGAUAUUAAACAGUACAAUUCUUUUAACGUCGAUAAUAAGCACCAAAUGUAAGAAUGAUUUCUGAAGGAUCGUGUGGAAGUGAAGACUGGAGUAACAGCUGCUGAAAAUUCUGCUUUGAUUUUGACAUCACAGGAUUAAAAUACAUUUUAAAAUACAUUCAAAUGCAGCCUUAGUAAGCAUUAAAAAAAAUUAACUUUUGAAUGGUAGUGUACAUAUUUAAAUUGCCUCUUUCAUCCUGAGAACACAAAGCAUUUUUUAUUUUUUUUGUCUAAUCAAAGUGAAAAUAUUCCUCAUGCUCAAACACAGGAUGUUUUGGUAGUGCUACAGAAAGAGCGUUUACAGGCUUACUACAAAUGGCUUACAUGUGUUCAUGAUAUAAAAGAAAGUAUAUUAAUCAUCAAAUCCACAGGGUUUUUCAGCAUCAUAUGAUUGGCUACAGAUUUACCUAAUGGAACUUUAGCUGCUAUAAACUAGCGCUGCAUUUAUCAGACAGAGUGGUUGUAAUGAAACAGCCUAUGAUCAACAGAUGUGUGUCAGCAGAAAGUUAGCCAAGUUAACCACAGCUGAAAUGGACCUAAAAUAUUAGGGUUCUGUGGGCAAAAUCAUUGGUUUGUAUUUUCAAUGUCUAGUGUUCACAAAAUCAUCGGACUACAAUUGCCAUUAGUACAUGCAGUAUGUCCAUAUCUUAACUCAGUGUUGUUUGACAUGUUAAUAAAGCCAAGAAACAUUUGCCUGUAUUUGUAUAUUGUCAUAAUGUUUUGGUUUGUUUGCUUCAGAUAGUCAAGACAUGUAAAAACUAUAAUUUCAUGUCUUGUUAUGAAAAUACAUCCAAGUUUAUUACCCUAAAGUAGGCUCAAUAAGUCAUAAAUUUCCUGCAUAAAAUUGUGUUAUUGUAUUUCUCUAUUAUGUUUUCACAACCGAAUUGUGUUGCACUUAAGCCCUUUAUUAAAUUGAACCCUGGUCUGGUCAUGUUUGUCUAAAAUGACUUUUACUACAUCAGUCUAAACUUAGUUCACCCCAAAAUUAUAUUUCUGUCAUGUCAUUCCAAACAUAUAUGGAGCAUUUAAUAAUAAUAAUAAUAUACAGUUUUUUUUCCAUUGCAGUGUUGAUUCAGAUUUGAAGAUUGAACAUGUGUAAUCUCUUGAACGUGUGUAUAUAAAUGACUCCCGCUCAACUUAAAUCUAACAGAUGUAUCACUCAUUGGGUUGUUGGUUCGUUUGCACUGGUACACAGGCUGUACAGGUGCAGUGUUAUACUGCAAUGCAGAAACAAUAUCAUUGUGUUGUCUCUUAUGUCUCAAAGGUGUUUGUUUUUGUUUAUUUAUUCUCAUUUGCAUAGUUGAGUCAUAACCUUUGUAAAUUGUAUAAAUGUUGAUGAGUUUUCUGGUUUUGCAGCGUUAUGUAAUAAUUUACAUUCUACAAAAUCAAUUUUAAACAAAUAAAGAGCAGCCAAAGAAAGUUUGUUCAUGUUUAUGCAG